CGGCACCGCCAGUCGGGGCAGAUCAUGGUGCUGAAGAUGAACAAGCUGACCAGCAACCGGGGCAACAUGCUGCGGGAGGUGCAGCUGAUGAACCGCCUCUCGCACCCCAACAUCCUCAGGUUCAUGGGGGUGUGCGUGCACCAGGGACAACUGCACGCGCUGACAGAGUACAUCAACGGUGGGAACCUGGAGCAGCUGCUGGACAGCCCCGUGCCCCUCUCCUGGUCCAUGCGUGUCAAGCUGGCCCUCGACAUCGCCCGUGGCCUGCGCUACCUGCACUCCAAGGGCAUCUUCCACCGUGACCUCACCUCCAAGAACUGCCUGGUGCGCUGCGAGGGCAACGGCUACACGGCUGUGGUGGGUGACUUCGGCUUGGCGGAGAAGAUCCCCACCUACAGCGAGGGCAGCGAGAAGGAGCCCCUGGCCGUGGUGGGCUCCCCAUACUGGAUGGCGCCUGAGGUGCUGCAGGGGGAGAUCUACAAUGAGAAGGCCGAUGUGUUCGCGUACGGCAUCAUCCUGUGCGAGACCAUCGCUCGCAUCCCCGCUGACCCUGACUACCUGCCCCGCACCGAGGAUUUUGGUCUGGACGUCACCGCUUUCCGUACCAUGGUGGGAAUCGACUGCCCGGUGGCCUUCCUCCAGCUCGCUUUCCACUGCUGCAGUAUGGACCCCACCUCCCGCCCCUCGUUCCUGGAAAUCACGCAGUGCCUGGAGGGCAUCCUGCAGCACCAGCUGGGCGCCGAGGGCGCCGGGGCCACCCUCUUCGGUGUCGGGGAGAGCCUGCCCACGCCUGGGAUGGCAGCUACGCUCAACGGGGUAGCCGGGAGGGUGUCCGGCCGUGCCGAGCAGUCACCCCUGCGCGAGCUGGGGACACAGCACCUGCAGCCAGACCAGCGCCUGUCCCGCAGCCAGUCCGACAUGUUCCCCCCCAAAUCACCCACCCUGCUGCGGCCACUGGAGCCUUACGGCGGGGCCAGGACCAAGGAGACGCUCCCCCGCGUCAACCCCUUCUCCCAGCGCGAGGACCUGAAGGGGGGGAAGAUCAAGCUCUUCGACACGCCGAGCAAGUCCGUCAUCUCGCUCACAUUCGACCUGCCGCCCCCGGCCCCGCUCCAGCUCAGCACCCCCGUGACGCCUGAGCCCGCCGUGGAGGUGCAGUGUGACUUCUCGGCCCCCACCGCUGCCCCCCGCAAGUGCCACUCGCUGCCCGCCUCCCCCGAGCUGCCCCGCCGGGGGGGCCUGGCACUGGGCAUGGGGUCCCCCCGUCCUGACGAUGGCCCCCAGCCCCCCGCCCUCCUUCCUCCUCCAGCUCGGGGGCAAGCCUCCCCUGCCAGCCCCGGGGUGGAGGAGCGGAUGGACUGUGGCCCCGACAGCCCUGAGCCGCCACAGCCCCCACCACCACCCCUGAACAGCAACUUCAUUCGCACAGCAUCCUCGGUUGCCCGGCCCUGGCAGCCGGAGCCGCAAGCCCCCAACGGGCUCCUCUUCAACAACAACCACGUGGUGGUCAGCAAACCCCUGGCCUGGGGGAGCGGGCUGGAGCAUGGAUUCUCCGAGCUCAGCAUCCCCUGCACGGCAGCGCUGGAGCGGACGGAGCGCACGGCCAUGCUGCCCGGGCACGGCUCCAGCGCCGUGCUGGAGCAGGACGAGGUGCUGCCCUGCCCCGGCUGCUGCCUGGGUCCCUUCAGCUUCAGUUUCGCCUCCGUCUGCCACCGGCCGGCACCCAGCCCGCCUCGCUACCAGAACCUCAACUGCGAGGCCAAGAGCCUCCUCUGCCACGACCGCGGACGCCACCAGAAAUCCCCAGGGCCGGUGCUGGCGGAGCCCAGCCUGAAGCUGCCAGAAGCACAGUCCUAG
Molecule: messenger RNA, 1857 nt
Organism: Egretta garzetta (little egret)
Lineage: Eukaryota; Metazoa; Chordata; Aves; Pelecaniformes; Ardeidae
Gene: TESK1
Product: testis associated actin remodelling kinase 1
Exons: 9
Coding region: 25-1857 (610 amino acids)
Biological process (GO): protein phosphorylation; positive regulation of stress fiber assembly; actin cytoskeleton organization
Cellular component (GO): nucleus; cytoplasm
Molecular function (GO): ATP binding; protein serine/threonine kinase activity
Source: RefSeq, a predicted model, not a curated record